AUGAUGCAUUGGUUUAAAUUAUUCCCCUUAUUUUUUAGGGGAGAGUCUGCGAGCGAGGAAGAUCCUUUCAGACGUUGGUAUGGUCGACUAGGGGAACUGCGAAGCCUUGUGGAAUGUCCUGUAAUUUUGAUGACUGCCACAGCAAAUUCAGCUGCCAGAAAAGCCUUACAGAGAAAAUUUUGUAUGACAGACUGUUUAGAAAUUAUAGAGAACCCAGACAGGAACAAUAUUAAAUUAUUUUUACAGUGUGUUAAAUACAACACUCCACUAGAGAAUACAUUCUUCUUUCUAAUUCUGAUGUUGAAAGAGAAAAAAGAGCUCUGUGAUAGGUAUCUGAUUUUUUGCCCUUCUAUCAGAACUUGUAGUAAAUUGUACACUAUGUUUAGAAUUAUGUUUAAAGAAAAUGUUAAAUUGAUUGACCAUAUUGAAAUGUAUCAUUCAAAAACCACAGAUGAUGUUAAACAAUUAGUUAAAGAGGAUAUGUCUAAAGAAAAUGGCAAAAUUAGAAUUCUUAUUGCUACCAGUGCAGCUGGUAUGGGUGUAAAUUUUAAAGGAGUGAAAUAUACAAUUAACUAUGGUUGCCCCCGAGAUAUGGAUACUUUUGUUCAGCAGUAUGGCAGAGCAGGUAGAGACGGUGGCUCAGCAAUGUCUUUAUUGAUUUACACAAAACAUGAUAUUAAAUGUAUAGAUGAUGACAUGAAAUUAUAUGUUAAAAAUGAAACCAUUUGUCGCCGUGAGAAUAUAUUGUCUUCCUAUAAGAGUAAACCUGCUAUGGAUAGGGACAUGCAUAUGUGUUGUGAUAUUUGUGAUAAGAAGUGUCAUGUGAAAGAUUGUGAAAAAUGUAGUUUAGCACAACAUCCUUAUUAUAAAACUCAAUUUCCAGCUUUUUCGUCAGAUUCAAGUAGCCAGGAUGAUCAUGACUUGUUUACAGAUUCAGAUUGGGAGUAAGCAUUAAGAUGUAAUACAUGUAAUUCAAAGAAUCCUUAAAAAAUAUGCACGCAUACAUUGCUGCAUUUCAUAAAUCAGUCAGUAUUGUAUAAUUUUGCCAAUAUAUAUUGUCAGCCUUUGGUGAUAGACCUACUUUUUAAAAAUAUGUUAGGGUUCAUUUAAAUCUGUGAUAAGAUACAUUUUCAGUGGGAUACAGAAACUUGGGAAGAGACACCAU
Saccostrea echinata is the source of this 1165-nucleotide messenger RNA. RefSeq lists its product as uncharacterized. The record is from RefSeq and is a predicted model, not a curated record. The coding region runs from base 1 to 948 and encodes 315 amino acids. The transcript is spliced from 2 exons. Lineage: Eukaryota; Metazoa; Mollusca; Bivalvia; Ostreida; Ostreidae. Gene Ontology annotation, molecular function: four-way junction helicase activity; 3'-5' DNA helicase activity. Gene Ontology annotation, biological process: telomere maintenance; double-strand break repair via homologous recombination. Gene Ontology annotation, cellular component: nucleus; cytoplasm; nucleoplasm.